Molecule: messenger RNA, 1487 nt
Organism: Lates calcarifer (barramundi perch)
Lineage: Eukaryota; Metazoa; Chordata; Actinopteri; Centropomidae
Gene: mis18a
Product: MIS18 kinetochore protein A
Exons: 5
Coding region: 129-716 (195 amino acids)
Biological process (GO): chromosome segregation; CENP-A containing chromatin assembly
Cellular component (GO): chromatin; chromosome, centromeric region; nucleus
Source: RefSeq, a predicted model, not a curated record
GGCUUGCCGUUCACACAAAUACAUCGAGGUGGAGAGACGAAGACGGAAGUACACGGAAGUGAAAACUCACUGUCAACCAACCGCCCGCCAAAGUUUGAAACAGGCUUGUUUGGGAGAACCUCGUAAAGAUGGCGUUGAGAGAAAAGUCGGCACAACACCGACAGAAAAGUGUAAAUACGACGUUUGAAGCGUCCAGCAUAAACUCUUCCACUGUCGAGGAGAAGCUGUUUGGCCAUGCAGGAGAGGACGAGGACGGUGACGACGGGCCUGUGGUCUUCAUCUGCGGGAAGUGCAAGUUACCUGUUGGGGAUUCACUGUCCUGGGAUGGAAGUGAAGACGGCCAAAACCAAAUUAGACUGAAGCGAGUCACUGACAACGUCUUGGUUGGAGAGGACACUCGACUGUAUGAAGCAAGCAAGAAAUCUCUCUGUUUGAUCACAGAUCUCUUCUGUCAAGGAUGCAGCUCUGUGCUUGGCAUGAUUUAUGCAUCCACUCCUAAGAACCUGGACCACAAGAGAUUUGCAUUCUGUUUGAACGUAGCAGACAUCGACAGUUAUAUCCUUGGCUCUGCAAACCAGAUGUUGGCAGCAGAGGGCCCCAAAGAGCAGCCGGUCACACUGGAGUACAGAGGCAUUGUUGAACAACAGCUGACAGAGAUGAAAAUGCUGGUCAUGUCCAUGGCACAGAGGCUGGAGGAGAUCGAAGCCGGCCUUUAGGAUGGAUGUGACGAGAUGUGACACUGAUGGACGUCAACUUGUCUGGGUGGGUCCUUUGUCCAGGUGUUGAACAGGAGGAUUUAAUAUCCUCACUCCUCACCCUACUUUUUACAUCAAUGCUUCCUCUAAGUUUCAUCUCCAACAGUGUUCCCUCAGUAACACAUUUUGUUCUAGUCUCACCUUGUGCACCUACACACACACACAUACACAUACAGAGUCUCCACUCCGCUUUGUUCCGAUUACCGAUGGUGAAACAAAGGCUGCCUGCACUUGUAAUCAAUCAUGUUGUCAGCUCGGCUCCUGUGGCUCACAGCACCAUCUUCUCUGUGUGUCUCAGUGCAGAGUGAAUGUACGCUAAGAGCAGAAUGUUUAUUUGUGCAGGAUUUCAUCAGGCAAGCUGCACACUCAGCACAAUGCCCUAUCGAUCGGGCCACUCGAGGCCACACACACUUUUUCUUUGUUCUCCUCGAGCAUGGAGCCUUGAAGGCAGACAGAAUUGUUGAAUAUAAGCUUUCAAUGGCCAGAACUGAACAACACUGUUUGUAUUUAAACAAGGUUUUAACCCUCUUUAAUAUUGACUGCAUCAGUGAGGUAGAAUAUUGGAUGUUUUUCAAAUAUUGCCUUAAGAUGGACAGUAGUUUGCAUUUGCUCAUUUGUUGUUGUCACAUUGACGCCUUGUUGAUUUGUUUGUUCACUCUUGUUUCAUUUGUCCUCAGUUGUGUACACCUUUUUUGUCUUUUGUAUUUUUGUGUAAUAAAGCGUUUAACCGGU